Messenger RNA from Thunnus maccoyii (southern bluefin tuna), 3227 nucleotides. It is a transcript of the gene aadacl4, whose product is annotated as arylacetamide deacetylase-like 4. Bases 1914 to 3164 code for a protein of 416 amino acids. The transcript has 4 exons. Lineage: Eukaryota; Metazoa; Chordata; Actinopteri; Scombriformes; Scombridae. Gene Ontology annotation, biological process: triglyceride catabolic process. Gene Ontology annotation, molecular function: sterol ester esterase activity; triacylglycerol lipase activity. Gene Ontology annotation, cellular component: membrane; cytosol. The record is from RefSeq and is a predicted model, not a curated record.
GCCCAAUCUCGUCUGGGAUAGUUUAAUUUCGUUGUAUUCAUUGACUCAGACUUAACCUCGUCACAUAACGUACAGAUAAUCAAUGUAAACAGGCUUCACUGACAAAUGCAAAAUCAACAACCAAAAUACUGACAUGUAAAGGUAUCAGAUGGGUUAAUUAAUGAAGGGCUUCAUAAAAAUGACCGGUCACCAAAUCCUAACCCCAGUCUCCUAAUUAAUUAAGUGAGUAAAACAAAUAAGCAAACAAUCAAAAAGUCAACAAAGCACUAAACACACAAACAAUUGAGAAACCUGUCAAUUGUAACCAUAAUAGUACCCCCCAAAAAUAAGUGAACAAAGUAUAAUAGUUAGAUGGAAAGACGGAUAUGCAAAAUCUUUUUCAAAAUAUACAAAAACUGACCAAAGUCAGAUUUAAAGUGGUCACCUUUCCACCGGUCAACCUUCAUUCAAACCUCAUGAUGAAACAUACGUCUACUGAUGUGUCCUAUAUAGUUCACUGAAUCUCGGCUGUCCUCAGUCUUGCUAUUUUGACUUUGAUAAAUUUGCAGUCAAAUUCAUAGCCUCAAAAUACAUGUUGUGUGCCACUGUGUCAGAAGCGUAUAUAAUAAAUUACAGCAAAUAUUGUCUUCAGUUUAAUAAGCGUGGUAGGAGUCUCACUGAGUAAACAUGUUUUUGCUGAUUUGAUGGUACACAAAAUUCAGUGUGCCCCUAUGUUCCUAGCGGUCUCGUGUGCAAAGCCACAUCAGUUGUUUGAACCCAAUUUGUUGUGGUAACAGUAUUUUUUGAAGCAAGCUAUAUCUUUCUGUGUGUGACAGUGCAAUUUGGGAAAUAGGUCAGCCCAGUCUCAGAAGCUUGGCAGGGUGACAAACAGAAAAAUGCAUGAAUACCUCCUAAACAAAUCUUAUGAAUUCAUGGGCCUCAGACAAAAUUCCAGUCUGUGAUUUUUGGCCCUGGCACUGUGAUUUUUUACUGGGUAUCGCUGAAUGCAGGGCUUUUUCAGCAACUGGGAUGGGUUUAAAGAGCAGUCUCACAAUGGUUGCUUUGUGCUGGGCUCAGCUACUUAGGGAAGUCAGAGAGGCUCUUGGGGUUGCUAAAAACUCCAAGAUAACAAGACUCCAGAUGCUGUCUUCAUCUUGGAAAUUUCUGAGAUUUACAAAAUGUGAACCCACAGUCAAGCUGCAUUGGAAGGUAACAGUAUACCAAAGUACUCUCAGCUGAGGUGGAAUUAAAUACGAGCCAGUAGAUUUGCAAAAACAAGACAAAGGUCUGAAGAUAUACAUUAACGUGUGUGGCAAAUGGGUUCAGCCUGCACAUAAACUGCAAGAAUGUAAAUGUAUGUUUUAGAGGGCACUGUUUAUUUAUACUCAUGCUAUCACUGCCAUCUACAGAUCAGUAGGGAAAGUUCAGAUAAGGGAGUUUUCAGUCAGCCUUCACUGGGAGCAUCUCUGAACAUUUUCUUCCCUUAGACACCAGACAAUGAAAAUGCCACUCUCUGUCGAGUGCAGCUGUAAGCAACAGUUUCCCUCAGCACCAGGGACAUAUAAGGAAACAAGAAAAGAACAUCCAUCAGAUAUCUGCAAAAAUAUUGCUAGAGAUUGGCAGGCAACUGAAUGGGUACUAUGGAAAUAUAUGAGUAAUUAAAAAGACUACUCUAUUACCAUGAAAAUAUUCCACGGAGAAACAACCAAAGUUUCUUUGAGAAACAUGUAAUUACUUUGACUACACAGCUAUAAAUAUGUUGAGGAAUAUAAUUAUUUUUUCCUAGGCAACAGGCAGCCAAACAUGUCAUUAAGUGAAACCAAGGUCAGAACGCAUAGCAUGCGGAUGUGGGAGGGGUGGAAGGUGGCUGAAAGCAGGUAGAUAAAACAUUUACUCCUAAUGACUUACCUUCAGCAGGGCAGACUAGCAACACCAUGGACCUCGGCACAGCAAUUUUAAUAAUUGGCUUCGCUGCUCUUGUUGCAGCCUUCCUCCUUCUGGUAAUUGGACUUGUGUACUCUGAGCUGAUGAAUUCAGACAUUCCUCGUGGGGUUGCAAAUAGUGGGAAACUGCACAUGGUUCAUGGCUUGUUUGUUGGCAUAGCAAUUGUGGGCCGAAUCCUACACCGUCUGGGUAUUUGUCACCAGGUCAGCUUUAUCCGAUGGUUUGUGGCCUGUUUUCUGACUCGCUUAAAUCCAGUUCCCCCAGGCCUGCGAGUGAAGGAUCUGAAGUUUUCUGAGGUGUCAGUGCGAGUCUAUGAACCCACCACUGUCUGUGAUGGCUUGAGAAGAGGUCUUGUGUAUUUCCAUGGAGGAGGAUGGGUGUCGGGCAGCAUAGAUUCUGUUGAUGAAGUCUGCCGGCGCAUCGCCAUGGAGUCUGACACAACUGUGGUUUCUGUUGGGUACCGAUUAGCCCCUGAGCACAGAUACCCUGCCCAGCUGGAUGAUUGUGAGACAGCAAUGUGUCACUUCCUGUCUGUGGCUGAGGCAGAAUUCAACGUGGACCCUCACAGAGUGGCAGUCGGAGGGGACAGCACAGGGGCUAACAUGGCAACAGCACUGUGCCAAAGGCUGGCGAGGAAAGAGGACAGACAUCUGCCAUUCCCCUGUGCUCAGGUCCUCAUCUACCCAGCCCUGCAGAUGGCAGAUUUCAACCUGCCCUCAUACCAGCAAAAUCAUACUGUGCCCAUAUUGUUUCGUGGCCGGAUGGCGUUCUACUUCCUGCAGUACAUCAAUGGGGACAUGUCUGUGUGCCAAGACGUGCUAGAAGGGAACCAUGUCCCGACUGAGCUCAGGCCACAAUACAGGGAGUGGCUCUCCCCAUCCAACCUACCUCCUGAGUGCCUCGCACGGGGCUUCUGUGAGCACCCAACCCCAGAAUAUGAUGGGGAGGUCUAUCACACGAUCAAAGCUGGUUUGGAACCUGAGGUCUCACCUUUACUGGCAGAUGAUGCUGUUAUUCAAAAAACCCCACCCACCUUCAUCCUAACCUGUGAAUAUGAUGUCCUGAGGGAUGAUGGGAUUCUUUACAAGAAACGGCUGCUGGAUUUGGAAAAAGAUGUCACCUGGCAACAUGUGAUGGAUGGUUUUCACGGCAUGAUUAACUUUUUUAACCAGGGCUGGCUCGCCUUUCCUGCAGCAGGGCAGGUUGUGGAUGGUGUUGUUAAUUAUGUAAAGACACUAUAAACAUAGCACUGUACUUUACUUUCCAUCUUGUUUUACAUUAUAAUAAACAAAACUUGCCUCCAG